This is a messenger RNA of Podarcis lilfordi (Lilford's wall lizard), 9828 nucleotides long. The record is from the annotation of a GenBank genome assembly. NCBI's taxonomy places the organism in Eukaryota, Metazoa, Chordata, Lepidosauria, Squamata, Lacertidae.
GGCCACGUGGGUAUUAUGAGUUCAGCUGUUCAGGAGGAGGUUAAAAAAAGGGACAAUCCGGCCGGUCCGUGGCAGGUUGCGGAGAUGGAGAAGCUGCGGGAGCUGCGUGUGGGCUUCAUCGGGGCGGGGCGCAUGGCCGGCGCUGUGGCCCAGGCGAUCCUGCUGGCAGGUAAGGGCAAGUAGGAGAGGCAAGGUGUGUUGUGGGGGGAGGGGAAUCUCCUGCAUGCGCAAAAUCCUAGAAAAAGCCCAAAUCAGCAGGGGGCUGGGAUCUUAAAAACCCCUUGUAGGAAAAAGGAACGCCAUCGGAUUGCAAACGAGGCUUGCUUUUGAGUAAACCUGCUGUAAGUGAUGAGGGGUCCAGAGGCCAAAGGUGGCGGAUCUGUUGUUGCGCGGUGCAAAGGGCGUAGGUUGGAAGACAAACUAAAUAUGAUUUCUGGUUAGAAUAUUUGCAGGGCGCUCGGCUAGGUGGCCCCGCGGCUGGGGGGACUUUUCCAAAUCUCCAGUUCUGUGAGGCUGGGAAAGACUCACCCCCUGGCUGAACUGUCUUUGGGUAAGGCAGCCGCUAUAUCUGUUGGGAAGAGGCAUUGCAACAGCAGGUGCCUUGUUUUGAGAAGAUGGGUAGGCAAACUAAGGCCCCGGGGCCGGAUCCGGCCCAAUCGCCUUCUCAGUCUGGCCCGGCGAGGGUCCGGGAAUCAGCAUGUUUUUACAUGAGUAGAAUGUGUCCUUUUAUUUAAAAUGCAUCUCUGGGUCAUUUGUGGAGCAUAGGAAUUUAUUCAUUCUCCCCCCAAAAAAUAUAGUCCAGCCCCCCCCCCCCCAAGGUCUGAGGGACAGUGAACUGGCACCCUGCUGAAAAAGUCUGCUGACCCCUGGGCUAGAAGAUGGUGAAGUAUCUGCUGCCAAGCUAGUUCAGCUGUGCUGCAACUUUGGUUUUGCAGAUGGUCCUGAACUAGAAUUUCCAUCAGCCCCAGCCAGCAUAGCCAAAAGCCAGGAGUGAUGAGAAUUAUAGUUCCACGACGCCAGGUGGGCCAAAGGUUCCCCACACCCAAGUCAGAUAAUGUUGCAUUAGAUGGGUGAAAUAUUAUUAUUAAUAAUAAUAAUAUAUUAUACCCCGCCCAUCUGGCCAGGCCUCCCCAGCCACUCUGGGCGGCUUCCUACAGAAUAUUAAAAACACAAUAAAACAUCAAACAUUAAAAGCUUCCCUAAACAGUCUAAAAAAUCUCACAAUGUACAGAUUCAUAAGUCUGUGUGCUACAGGACUUCUGUUUUUGCAUGGAAUUGAGUAUUCAGAGCUUAGCCCAGCUGCAGCUUAAUAGCAUUGGUAGCAAGCUCAUUUAAUUUUACAGCACAGUGUAAGCCUACGUACGCUUAAGUUCCAUCAAGUCUAAUGGGGCUUACUCUGAGAAAGUGCUACAGGAUUGCAAGUAGAUUAGGACUUAAAAGCAAAAGGUAAAAAUAUAGCUAAACUGACUCUAAAAUACCAAAAGCCCAUUACAGAUACGGGUUCAGAGGAGGGUUUUUUUCUAGAAGGGGUAAGUGGAGUCCCCCACACCCUUAGGCCAAACUUUGUCCUGUGAAAUACCUCCAAGUGGAAGAAUUUUUCCAAGGCCUUCAGACAUGACAAAACUUGAGUAACAACCACCACCUCCAUGUGUAUUAAGCAAUACAGAAUUGUGUGCUUUAUAAACAGUAGUUCAGUAACAUCUUUCAGUUAUCUAGUUCUGGGCUGCAAAAUAGGUGGGGCUUACUUCAGAGUAAGUGUAUUGCAAAUUGUGUCCCAGAAUGGGAGGUGGGGGAAAGUUUUGUAACCGAGUGUAACUGAGCUUUUUAUUGCUUUACAUCCAUCGUGGAAAAUUACUCCGGCUCAUGGAAAGAUACUCAUCUGUCUUUGAUGAUUCCCUUCCUUGUUCCUUGUAGCACAUAACACCCCGUGCACAAACCCCCAACUGAAUCCUGUCCCAUUAAAGUGCCAAAUUGCCUAGAAAGUUGUGCAGGGGAAACUUGGCUAACAGCAUGCUGGUUGCACAGUCAAGAUGAUAAGCAGGACAUCUAAUUGCACAUGGAAAAGGACCAGCAGCUGGUAGAGCAAGGCAGAAACAUGGUCUUGAAAGGCAUUAUGUGCCAGGAGAGGUUUCCAAAAUUUCCAAACAUACUCCAUGGACAGUCCCAUUUAGAGUUUGUUUACGAUACGAUACAAUACAAUACUAUGAUCUUUAUUGUCAUUGUCGCAUACAGAGCAACGAAAUUGAAAAAUCUACAUAAGACAUUCAAAACCCAACAAGCCUGCUAUCCCAGCUAUCCCAACCUGGUUAGCCCCUAAAAACUCUGAUACUCCAUUUUAAAAUACAAUAUACAGUACUCCCAUACAGACUCAUUAAAGGUAAAGGGACCCCUGACCAUCAGGUCCAGUCAUGGUCGACUCUGGGGUUGCAGCCCUCAUCUCGCUUUAUUGGCCGAGGGAGCCGGCGUACAGCUUCCAGGUCAUGUGGCCAGCAUGAUAGAUAAACUUUAUUCGCAUUAGCCAAUGGCCAUAGCAACAUAAAACAAGCAAUAUAUACAAUUAGUCAUGUGGCCAGCAUGACUAAGCAGCUUCUGGUGAACCAGAGCAGCACACGGAAACGCCAUUUACCUUCCCGCCAGAGCGGUACCUAUUUAUCUACUUGCACUCUGACAUGCUUUCAAACUGCUAGGUUGGCAGGAGCAGGGACCGAGCAACGGGAGCUCACCCCAUAGCUGGGAUUCGAACUGCCAACCUUCUGAUCGGCAAGUCCUAGGCUCUGUGGUUUAACCCACAGCGCCACCCGCAUCCCUUUACAGACUCCUUACACUGCGUUUAAAUCCAAAAUCGCAUUUGGGUAGAAACUGUUUCUCAGGCGGCUAGUCCUAGUGUUUAUAACCCUGUACCUUCUUCAAGAAGGCAGAAGCUGAAAGAGAUCAUUUCCGGGGUGCAUUUACUGUAAUCUCAUGACCCCUAUCUACAUGUCAUAAAUGCAUGGGUCACCGUGGCUGGGUCUGACCACUCCAGGAGCCUUCCACAAUUGGUUGCUGCAGCAAGGCACUCCUGACCACAGCUGCCGCCUGACCAACAGGGGCAGAGCUGUGUGCAGGAACACACCAAAACGGCAAGCCCCAUCUUUCAGGGGGAGUGUAACCCUAUCACUGGGCUUGUUCAUCCCCUGGCGAGAACACACCUGCCUUGUGCAGUCUGAGUUUCAGCUUGUUCAUCUGCAUCCAGUCCAGGGCCUUCUCAGUAGUAGCACCCAUCCUGUGGAACGCCCUCCCUUCAGAUGUGUAGGAAAUAAGCAGCUAUCUUAUCUUUAAAAGACAUCUGAAGGCAGCCCUGUUUAGGGAAGUUUUUAAUAUUUAAUGCUGUAUUGUUUUUAACACUCAAUUGGGAGCCGCCCAGAGUGGCUGGGGAAACUCAGCCAGAUGGGCGGGGUAUAAAUAAUAAAUUAUUAUUAUUAUUAUUAUUAUUAUUAUUAUUAUUAUUUAUUAAUUCAUGUGGUGGUUCAGGACCUCUACAGCUUCCCUGGACUGAGAUGGGAAGGAGAUCCAGAGCUGUGUGGCAUCUGCCUAUUGGUGACUGUGAACUCCAAAACUCUAGAUUCUCUUUCUGUGUGGGUUUCAUGUCGAUGUUGGGUAGGUAGAGGGCAAGGUGGAAGUUUUGGGGGGACACCCGAAAACAAAAGUGCCGAGCAGGGGCUGCCCCUCGGAACUACCUUCUGGAAUCUGCCCUCCAGGAAAAGCCGGAGUCUCUUUAUUACGGCACCCAGAAACCCCAUCCCAGGAAGGACAGCAGGGCCGAUGGCACCGAAAGUGGCUCAGGACGCCAUCGGAAAGAACAGGGACGUUCUGCCCGGAUCCAGCGUCCAGCAUCAAUCAUCCGCCAGGGCGACCGAGGCAGUUUCAGUCCCCAAACCAGGUUGGAAACCAGACUAAAAUGACUGAAGAUAAUCUCCCACUCCCAGGAAGUCCUGGAGUAGGAUCAUCACCACACACCCAUGCAUCUUGUUCAAAAACGGAAAGUUGGAGACCAGACGGUAAAUGCUGAUAUUCUUAGGGGUCUGGAGAGUUCCUUUAGCAAAGGAUGAACUACUACAGUGUUUUAGUUAGCUAGCAUAGUGUGGACACACUUUCACAGAUACAUUAAUCCUCACCAUCUAAGCCAGGGAAGCAGGGUUUGGAAUAAUAAUAAUAAUAAAAAAUUAUAUGCUGUCCAUUUGACUGGAUUGCCAGCCACUCUGGGUAGCUCCCAACAAAUUAUGAAACCACAGCAAAACAUUAAAAACUUCCCCAAACAGGGCUGCCUCCAGAUGUCUUCUAUAUGUUGUUGGGCUCCCAACUCCUUUCCAUUCCAAUGGUUAGGGAAGAUGGCAAGUAGAGUCUUGCACACCUGGAAGGCAACGGGUUGUGCAUCCCCUGCCCUGAACCACUUGCAGCCCAAAUUCCUUGAGAUUGCAGAAGGGAAAUCCUCUAAGGGUGUUUCCCUUUUUCCCAAAGAGGUGAAGAUGUCAGUUGUGCCCUCUGGAAUCUGCUCAUGGUCAAAACUUUCCUUUAUCAAUAGUGGGGAACGAAUGUUUUUCCAGAGAGUUUUGUGAGCUACAGAUGAGUCCAUUCUGACUAUUACUUAGAUCUGAUGAAGUUGAACUUGUUGCCUUGCCCUUUUUUUUUUUGCAAGACAGCUUGCAAAAGCAGAGUGGUCUUUCUUCUGCUGGGCUCGUGUUUGGGCAAAGCAUAAGGUGCUGUACAUUCAGCCAAGCUUUCUUUCUCCCCAUCUCUCGCAGGAGAAGUCCAGGCAGUGAAUAUCUUUGCCAGUGCUCCAUCCAACAGGAACCUGGACAAGUUCCAGGUAAGUGAAAGCCAAAUGUCAACAGGACCUGAAUCAAAAGGGCCGUGAAAUGCUAAAGGCCAUCCAUUCAGUGGCAGCCACUAACUUGGAUGGCUUGAAAAGGGGAAUUCAUUCUAACAAAGGAGGAAUGGCUUUUAAAAGUAAUGGACUAUGUUGAAAUGGCAAACUGACAGCAAUAUUAAGAGAUUGAAAUGAUGGAAUUCUUAUAGAAGGAGGGAAGCCCUUUUUGGACUAUUUGGAAAAGCACUAUAGUCAAAUGAAAUCAUGGGCAGGCUUGAGAUAGGAGCAGCGGAAGUAAAAUGACAAAAUAAAUGUAUUAGAGGGAUUUCUGUAAUAGACAAGUGUUUGAUCUAUAAUGCAGUAGACGUCAAUACAUGAAAUGACGUUGCUAUUUAAUUUGAAGUCAGUUUGCAAAAAUUGGAAAAUUCAAUAAAAGUUACAUUAAAAAAAAAAAGAGCAAUUCAGAUCUGUUGAUCCAUGGGAAAAUUAAGCACUGGGAAAUGUUCUGCCCCACAUCACUGAGUGUCUAAACACCAGUUAGCCAGAGUACAUGAGUGGGGGAGCUGUGUGCACUGUUGGACUCGUCGCAGUUGUGGCUUUCCUAGAGCCAUGUGCUCAACAUAGGCCUAUGGUCUGAUCCACCUGCAGGGCAUGAAGUUCUCAUGUUCUUACCUUGUGAUCUCUCUUUUGAAUAAAGACCUUUGAGUGCAAGACGACGCACUCUAACCUGGAGAUUCUGGAGAACUGCACCAUCGUAUUCCUGGCUACCAAGCCCCAUGUGCUCCCCACGGUUCUGCGAGAGAUCGCAUCUGCGGUCACCAAAAAACACGUCGUUGUCUCCAUGGCAGCUGGAGUCACACUGCAGGCCUUAGAAGAGGUGAGUUCUUGGAGGAGCAAGCCCACGGGCCCAUCCCCAUAGGCACAGCCAGCAUGGUGAAGUAGGGCGUUAGUGAACCUUGCAGCCCAAUCAUCACUGUACUCUCCAUUGAAUUUGCUUUGGGCUGGAACUUGAUUGUAAAAGUUUAGGGAAGCUUUUAAUGCUUAACAGACCACUGUAUUUUAAUUUUUUGUUGGAAGCUGCCCAGAGUGGCUGGGGAAACCCAGCCAGAUGGGCGGGGUAUAAAUAAUAAAUUAUUACUAUUAUUAUUAUUAUUGCUGCCGCCACCUGGUAUGUGCAGGUGAGGCUGCAGCUCACUGGAACAUCUCAGGUUUUGCACACAAUCAUGUCAAAUCCUUGGCACUUGCAGUUUAAACAGAAUCUCUGUUAGCAGAGAAGGCCAGUGCUAGUCCUACUCAGAAUAGACCCACUGAAAUGAAGGCGCAUGACUAACCUGGGCCCAUUAUUUACUUUAUUUAGUUGUAAUCUGCACUUUCAUAAAAAAUAAAUAAAUAUUGAGGCGGUUUGCAACUUGUAAGGGAAAAAAUCCAUCAAAAAACAUAAGAGAAUACAUGUUGGUUAAAAAGGAAAUUCAUACUGCAAAGGAUUGUCUACUUAAUUUCAAUGGGUUCGCUCAGAGUAAAACUUGGUCGGGCACAACCCUUAGAUCAGUGGUUCCCAAAGUGGGCGGUACUGCCCCCCCGGGAGGGUAUUGGGAUUACUUGCGGGGGGUGCUAAGAGGCAAGGGGUGGCAGGGGGAAAUGACUAUCAGGCUUUGAAAGCUGGCAUCGCUGGACUAAGUUCAUCUGUUUCGUUCAAUUAAUUAAACCAAACAGUUUUAAUUGGAUUUUGAAUAAAUGGCAAUUAUGGUUUUCAGUUUUAGAGAGCUCAGUCGGUAGAGCAUGAGGCUCUUAAUCUCAGGGUUGUGGAUUCGAGCCCCACGUUGGGCAAAAUAUUCCUGCAUUGCAGGGGGCUGGACUAGAAGACCCUCGUGGUCCCUCCCAGCCCUACAAUUCUAUGCUUCUGUGAUUAUCUUGUUGGGUCACGCUGGCUGCUGUUCUGAAUAAUGUUUUUAAUAGGAGAGGGAGCACUGGGGGUGAGUUUAUGGAACCAAGGAGGUGGUGGCCCGAAAACAUUUGGAAACCACUGCCUUAAAUUCCCCAUAACUUCUAGGUGGUAAUCAUAUUAUCCACUCAGUUUAAACAACAUCUCAUUAAACAACCUGUUCCGAAUGCAAGGAAUCCCUGCAGAAUGUUGCAACUUAAGCUCAAUCCUUGUGGCUAAAUGUUAGGCAAAGCAUCCCUGCUUGCAACACUAAAUGCACAUCCCCUCUUCUUCUUUUCUGGGGUUCCACAGCUGCUUCCGACUGGGACCAAAGUGCUGCGGAUCAUGCCCAACCUUCCCUGUGUGGUCCAGUCGGGUGCCAUCGUUCUGGCUCGGGGCACCUGCGCUGAGGAAGAGGAUGUGGCCCUGCUGAAGAGGCUGCUGUCUCACAGCGGGCUGUGUGAAGAGGGCCCCGAAUCCUACAUCGACAUCCACACGGGGCUGAGCGGCAGCGGCGUUGCCUAUGUGAGCUGCCUUUUCUGUUGGGUCCGCAAGUGGCCUCUUAAAUAGUAGGCAUGGCAUUGGGCUUAAACACAUAUUCUGCAGUUCUCGUCUUGGCCUUUCUACGUUUGGGGUCCCCUAUUGUGCAUGGCUGCCCACUGGACCUUCAGCCGUUGCUGGAGUACAGCUCCCCAUCAUCUUAUUGCUUUGGCAUGGCAGUGGGGAAGAUGAAAGUUGGAGUCCAACAUCAUAUUCAAAUUAGCCAAGCACAAGUGAGCUUCAAGUCAAUUCAUGUGUUAGUUUAAACCACGAGGACACUGUCUAGCAACCUAGACAACACUUGCUUAUAAUCUUUGCUUUGUCUAAGUUAACUCUACCCCCAAAAGCAGAGGCAUUUUGUUUACUUUUCUCUACCCGCUUGUUGAGACCAAGAUGCCUGCUACUUUUGCUCUCUCAUCUCCUCAUGCCGCAAAUAGUUCCUGCAUGAAUAAAGCCUUUGAACUCCAGAAAGUGAUUAUUGUAAUCUAAUUGGACGGUCUGGUAAUGGUUUCCUCUUCUUUAUUCUCUUCCCAUCGCCACAGGCAUACAUGUUUGCUGAAGCAUUGGCGGAGGGAGCUGUAAAGAUGGGGAUGCCGGGGGCUAUGGCCCAGAAGAUUGCUGCUCAGACCCUCUUGGUAAGGGGCUGUGAUUCUUGCCAACCUCCUCCGUCCCUCCACCAUCCCAUCCCUCCAUAAUCUCCCUUGGUAACCUCUAGGUUUAAAUGAUUGUAAUGUGUUAUAUGUAGGGAUGCCUCUCAAGACAGUUCGGAAACUUCAGCUGGUGCAGAAUUCAGCAGCCAGGCUGCUCACUGGGGCAAGAUGGUUUGCAGCCCAACUGCAAGGGCUGCCAAUUACUGUAGGUUAUGGGCCCAGUUCAAAGUGCUGGUUAAACCGCUCAGGGUCGCAAUACCUCAAGAACCGCCUCUCUAUAGGAACCAACCCAGACCCUGCAAUCAUCCUGCAACACAGGGAUCUUUUGCCUAACCUAGAUCUCAAACCCAUAACCCUGGGAUUAAGAGCCACAUGCUCUACAGACUGAGCUAAGGGUCUAUAAUUCUUUCCUCGAAGCUUGAAUUUCUUCUGGAUUCUUUUUAACUUGAUGUUUCAUUGUUGUAAACUGCUUUGAGAUUUGCUAUUUAAAAUACAGUGGUACCUCUGGUUGCGAAUGGGAUACGUUCCGGAGGCCCGUUCGCAACAUGAAAAGAACGCAACUCGCAGCGGUGCAUCUGUGCACACGCAGGUUGUGAUUCGCUGCUUCUGCGCAUGCGCGCGAUGUCAUUUUGCACGUCUGUGCAUGCGCGAGCGGCGAAACCCGGAAGUAACCCUUUCCGGUACUUCUGGGUUGCUGUGGGAUGUAACCUGAAAGAACGUAACAUGAAGCGGACGUAACAUGAGGUAUGAUUGUAUAAAGCAGUAUAGAAAUGAAAAUAACGUUAAUAAUAAUUUAUUAUUUUUUCCCCAGCCACUCUGAGCGGCUUCCAACAAAACUCUAUUGCAGGGGGGACCGACCCAGAGCCUAGACCUUCCAUUGUGGUGACCAUAACCUAGGUUUAAGGUGCCAUUUGACAAUUAGAUUAUAUAUCUGAGUUUCUAACACUGUGACUGAGCGGUGAUCUGAACUUUGGUUCCUUGCGUGGAAAACCAAUGCGCCAUCCACUCCCCACCCCUACCCCCAAUCGUCGAAUCUGAAACUGUAUUUGUUGUCUUUUCUUCCAGGGAGCAGGAAGAAUGAUCCUGGAAACAGGAGAGCACCCAGCGGUUCUGAGAAGUGCUGUUUGCACCCCCGGGGGAACAACCAUCCACGCCUUGCAUGAGCUGGAGAAGGGGUCUCUACGCUCCACUGUCAUGAACGCUGUCGAGGCAGCCACCUGCCGCGCUCAGACAUUGGGCAAGCGAUAGGAAGGGGUGGGCAUGUGGUGGCCUUGGCGAUGGAGGCCCCCGCAUCUUAUGCGUGGGAUCAGCAUAGAGAACCACCUGGAAGAAUUCUGGGGCAGAUGGCCUGGAGCUGUUGCACAUGUGAACUUCACAAUGGCAGUCUGCUUUUUCUUUGGAAGAUUGACACUUAUGGGAUUUUCUCCCCCCUCCCGCCCCCGCCGCAUGACUCAACAGCAAGGGAAGAAUCCACACCAGUGACAAUCAUCCUCUCUCUCCGAGCCCUCAAUAUUAUUAAACACACCCAACUCUAGGCUUCCUAUCGACAUGUUAGCUUCUCUUGUGUCCUUAUUAUGUACCAAAGUUACCUGAGCAUACAAGCACUAGCAGAAACGAGCCUUUUGCACUGUAAAAGGUAAAGGUGAAGGACCCCUGACAGUUAAGUCAAGUUGCGAAUGACUCUGGGGUUGCGCUGCUCAUCUCACUUUACUGGCCGAGGGAGCUGAUGUUUGUCCGCAGACAGUUUUUCCAGGUCAUGUGGCCAGCAUGACGAAGCCGCUUCUGGCAAAACCAGAGCAGCGCACGGAAACGCUGUUUACCUUCCCGCCGGAGUGGUACCUAUUUAUCUACUUGCACUUUGACAUGCUUUC